Molecule: messenger RNA, 1426 nt
Organism: Ipomoea triloba (trilobed morning glory)
Lineage: Eukaryota; Viridiplantae; Streptophyta; Magnoliopsida; Solanales; Convolvulaceae
Product: chalcone synthase B-like
Exons: 2
Coding region: 69-1235 (388 amino acids)
Biological process (GO): polyketide biosynthetic process
Molecular function (GO): acyltransferase activity, transferring groups other than amino-acyl groups
Source: RefSeq, a predicted model, not a curated record
UCAUUUCUCCCCCAACUUACACAUUCUGGAAUAGUUGACAACUGAAGUAAUAAGCAAAAGAAUUAGGAAUGAAGAUUGAGAAUGGGCAGCUGCAAGCUUGGAGGGCUGAAAGGGCAAAAAUAUUGGCCAUUGGGACAGCCACCCCCUCUCAUUGGGUUGAUCAGACCGACUACCCAGAUUUCUACUUUCGAGUUACAAACAGUGAACAUUUGCUAGAUCUCAAGCAAAAGUUUAGCCGCAUUUGCAGCAGAACUAUGAUCAAGAAAAGACACAUGUUAUUGACAGAGGAAAUCUUGAAGGAGAAUCCAAAUCUAUGUACAUUUGGAGAACCUUCACUGAACAUUAGGCAAGACAUCCUGGUAUCUGAAAUACCCAAACUGGGCAAAGAGGCAGCCCUCAAGGCCAUAGAGGAAUGGGGGCAACCCAAGUCCAAAAUCACCCAUCUAAUCUUCUGCACAAGAAGCGGCGUAGACAUGCCCGGAGCAGACUACCAGCUCAUCAAGCUUUUGGGCCUCAGUCCAUCAACACAGCGCUUCAUGUUGUACCAACAAGGCUGUUUCGCCGGCGGCACCGUGCUCCGCCUCGCCAAGGACAUCGCCGAGAACAACCGGGGAUCGCGCAUCCUCGCCGUGUGCGCCGAGAGCUCCGCCGUCGGGUUUCGCGGCCCCAGCGCCGAUCACAUCGAUAACCUCGUCGCGCAGGCGCUGUUCGGCGACGGCGCCGCCGCGAUGAUAAUCGGAUCGGAUCCAAAUCUCAGAGGUGAAUCGCCGAUCUUCGAGAUUUUCUCGGCGAAUCAGACGUUUGUCUCCAAUGGCGACUAUCACCUCGCGCUUCACCUCCGCGAAUCGGGGCUCUCUUUCCAUGGAUCCAAGGCGUUGCCUUCCACCAUAGCUAAGAACGCUGAGAGUUGUCUGAUUAGGGCUUUUGAGGGUUUGGGGAUUUCGGAUUGGAAUUCGCUUUUCUGGAUUCUUCACCCGGGCGGGAACGCGAUUGUGGAUCAAGUGGAGAGUGUAUUGGGCCUUGAGCCCAAUAAGUUACGGGCCACGAGGGAUGUUCUGCGUGACUAUGGGAACUUGUCGAGCGCGUGCGUGAUAUUCAUUUUGGAUGAAGUGAGAAAGCAGUCCAUUAGAGAUGGGCUUAAGACCACGGGUGAUGGGCUUGACUUUGGAGUUCUUUUGUCUUUUGGGCCUGGGCUCACCAUUGAGACUGUAGUUCUCCACAGUGUUCCCACUUGAGAUCAUCAUUACUUUUUAUGCUUUUUUUUUUUUUUUUUUUUCCCUUCUCUUGUUUGAAUAAAUGCAUAAUGAAUUAAAUAAACUAUGAGGAAAAGUGAUGAAUCUAGCAGUAUAUGUUUUCUCCUAAUAUAUUCAAGUUAAUGUUCUUGUAAGUUUGUGGUGUUUAUUUUGUUGAUAAAAUUUGUGAUUUA